Dissoconium aciculare CBS 342.82 is the source of this 2420-nucleotide messenger RNA. RefSeq lists its product as uncharacterized. Gene Ontology annotation, cellular component: nuclear inner membrane. The record is from RefSeq and is a predicted model, not a curated record. The coding region runs from base 99 to 2222 and encodes 707 amino acids. The transcript is spliced from 2 exons. Gene Ontology annotation, molecular function: chromatin binding. Lineage: Eukaryota; Fungi; Ascomycota; Dothideomycetes; Mycosphaerellales; Dissoconiaceae.
CCGUCACACACGAUCGUCAAUAUUGUCAUAUCAGCGCAUCCUGCUUCAACUUCACUCUUGCGCCUGAUCAAUCGUCUCCAGACUGAGCCACCAUCAUCAUGGACGACCAAGCUUAUCUCGAGCCGGGUUUCAACCCGGCAAGCCUGACGAUGCCUCGAUUGCGGAACAUCCUUGUCAUGCACAACAUUUCUUAUGCUUCAUCUGCAAAGAAGCAAGAGCUGGUCGACUUGUUUAACAAUAAUGUUCUUCCACAGGCUCGAAAAUUGCGCACAGCUAGCUCACGAGUCAAGCGCAACAGCAAAGGCAUCGAGGACAUGACCACUGGAAGAUAUGCUCGGGAUGAGGAGGACGAUGAAGAAGAGGAAUCAGAGCCAGUCCGUGCACCACAAACGCCUUCUGCUCGGGGCAGUCGUCGGACAACCCGUGCGCGCACUGAGGAGGCCCAAGAAGUUCCUGCGACAUCCCGAUCGAUGAGGCAUAGUACUGCCCCACCAGAAUCAAUGACGCCUAGGAGAAGUUCCAGCAAGCAUGCGCGUGCGUCAGAAGUCAUUCGUGAGGAGCCUGAGCCGAAACGACCAUCGUCUUCACGCAAGUCGAGAGCGGAGUUGAUGACUCCGGUGGCGAAAGCCGAUUCAGAGGAUGACCAAAGUCCAUUUACACAUGACAAUGUCUUUCAAAGCGGUGGUUCACCUCCUACUGCGCGGGUUCUCGAUUCUGCUCGUCGGCGCACAACUCUGGGACCUAUCCGUGACACAGACCGGAAGAGCCGAGAAGUGCGCCGACAGACUGAAGCGUUCCGUCCUACUCGUCCUCAGAACGAUGGCGCUGUAGUGCCAUCGCGGAGAACAUUUGACAUGCCGGUUGCUGUGAUUAAAAAGGAGGAUGAACUGGAGCCCACUGAGGAAUUCACUCCGGAAGAGCAACUCGAUCUCGUACAGGCAACACAAUCUGGAGCAGUAGUCCCCACCAAACGACCGAAAAGAAAAUCAACCGCCGCAGGUACUCAAGGUAUCAGUGUUAUCUCAUUCAUCAUGCUCUUGCUAUCCGCAUUCGUCUGGCGACAGGAAAAGUUGGAGGUCGGCUAUUGUGGAGUUGGACACCCUUCGACGGAGCUUGCUGGAGUGGAGAUCCCUGAGUGGGCUGAUGCCGUCCGGCCGCACUGCGAACCAUGCCCACCGCACGCUUUCUGCGGCGAGCAGUUACACACCGAAUGCGAGAACGGGUUUGUGCUGGCACACCACCCGCUUUCGCUUGGCGGUUUGAUUCCCCUGCCACCUACAUGCGAACCGGACAGCGCCCGAGCGCGGAAAGUCAACGCUGUCAAAGAACGCGCUGUAGAGGAGCUCCGAGAACAGAGUGCCAAAUAUGAAUGUGGAGAGGCGUCGAAAGCAGAGAUUCGCGAAACGGACCUUAAACGUGCGAUCGCGACGAAACGACGCAAGGGUAUGACGAAUGAAGAAUUUGAAGAUCUGUGGUCGAGUGCCAUCGGAGAGAUUGCUCGAGUGGAGGAGAUUGUUAGCGGAUCUGACGGAUCCGGCCACGCGACCCUCCGCUCUACCAGCCUCGCGCGCGUCCCCCUCAGCUGCGCCAUCCGUCGAUCGCUACUCCUCACACUUAGACAGUAUCUUUGGCAACUUAUAGGUUUAUUGUCCUUGUUAUCUACUGGCUUCUACGGUCGUCAUCGCCUGAUCACAUCUCGCGCAACCGAUGCUCGCGCCAAACUUCUCGCAUCUCAAGCCAUGGACCAACUCAGUCUACACGCCAGCCUCCACGCGCAGGAUCCCGCAGUCUUCCCUGAAGCUCACAUGAGCAUGGCCCAACUUCGUGAUGAUCUCCUCCGGACAGACUUCUCUGCCGCACGACGGAAAGUUCUGUGGGAGAAAGUCCAGAAGAAAGUCGAGGCGAACUCCAACGUACGCCCCAUGGUCCGGGAAUCGCGCACCGGCGAUGUCGGACGUGUGUGGGAAUGGGUGGGUGCGACGAAAUACAUCGAAAGCCCUGCCGAUCACCGCAGGAAGAGUACAGGUGGAAGAGUCAGCUUUGCCGAAGAAAACCGGUAUCUCGACCCUCCAUCGCCCGCUCCUCCGAUCAAAACAGUUGCUACAACGAAAACCUCGUCUUCUGUUGCAGGGAGUAGCAGUUCUGCUUCUGCUACUGUUGCGCCACCAAAGAAGAAGACAGGAUUCUUGGGAAGGUUUCAGGAGAGGAGGUCAUAUUUUUAAUUCCUUCUUGGUUUUUGCUUCAACUUGUUUCGCAGCUGACGUAUUCCCUCCCCAUGCAGCUUAUCGCUGUUCGAUUUAUGUAUUUACAUGACUUUCAAGUCUAUUUCUUAAUUUGCAAGGAUGAAUGGCAGAAAGACCGCCGAAAGGCUUCGGCCAGGGCCAGGAAGUAUCACAUGCUGCUUGGACUUGAUAUUUACG